Molecule: messenger RNA, 4214 nt
Organism: Ochlerotatus camptorhynchus
Lineage: Eukaryota; Metazoa; Arthropoda; Insecta; Diptera; Culicidae
Exons: 2
Coding region: 2013-3104 (363 amino acids)
Source: RefSeq, a predicted model, not a curated record
UACAACACCAAAAAUCACAACCGCGUAGUUGGGGCCUUCAACCGAAAUCCGAACGCCUCCGUUAGGGAUGUGGCUAAGAAGCUGCACCUAAGCCGAAGUUUUGUCCAGAAGGCCAAAACUAAGGCUGGGCUUCAAACGUUCAAGGUACAAAAGGCCCCUAAUCGCGACGAGAAGCAGAACAAGUCCGCCAAAACCCGUGCCAGGAAGUUGUACCUCAACAUGCUGACGAAAGUUGAAUGCUGCAUCAUGGACGACGAAACAUAUGUGAAGGCCGACUUCAAACAGCUCCCCGGCAACCUGUUUUUCACGGCCAAGGAUAAGUUCAGCGUUCCGGAGCAUGUCCGCACUCAGAAGAUGUCCAAAUUUGCGAAGAAAUUCCUGGUUUGGCAAGCCAUCUGCACGUGCGGGAAGUGGAGUGCACCUUUCGUGACCCAGGACACGAUGAACGGACAGGUGUACAUAAAAGAGUGCCUCCAGAAGCGGCUGCUUCCUCUCCUGAAGGCCCACAACGUCCCAACAAUCUUCUGACCGGAUUUGGCCUCAUGCCACUACUCCAAGGACGUGCUGAAGUGGUAUGCGGACAAUAAGGUCAAUUUCGUGCCGAAAAUGUUCAACCCUCCCAAAACUCCGGAGCUCCGCCCCAUCGAGAAGUACUGGGCGAUUAUGAAGCAGCACCUUCUUAAACGACCUAAGGUAGUGAAGACAGUCGAGGAACUGAAGAAAGUAUGGGUUUACAUGCAAAAAACGGUUGAUUCACAGGUUGUGCAGAAUCUUAUGGCCGGGGUUAAGGCCAAGGUGCGGGCAUUUGCGUAUGGACUGUAAAUAAAAUACGAGUAAAAUGGUAAAAUGAAGUUUAAUAGUUAUUUCUCAAUCCCUGAAAAUUUGAUGGCAAUCGGAUGAAAACUCGAAUUUUGCGAAUCAAUUUUGUGUGUGGCAAUUUCAUCGUGGACACCCUUUACGACACGUAGUGAGUGAGGUGUCAUAAAUGGCACCAGAAGACGCUGAAGAAAACCAGCAAGGGAACCCUAUCCCUAGAUCGCCAGUUAGCAGUUCCGGUUCAUUUCACGGCUUCGAGUGGGAAGCAGCUAUGGAUCCUGAAUCUGCAAAACAGUGGCAGGGAAUAUCCAGGCAACGUGAACAAGUGAAGCAAAAGAUUGUGCGCAUUCGGCGUUCUCUCAUUAGUGGAAAGCCACCGACUUUGGCGCAACUGACAAAUAUGUCCAAGCAUCUGUCCGUUGUGUACACCGAGUACAGCGGAUUCCACAGCAAAGGACUGGCGCAUCUUCCACAUGAUGCGCUGGACGAGCAGGAACAUGAAUAUGCCAACUUCGAAGAUCUCUACAACAACGUUACCGAUGCCGUACAGGAGUUGUUGCUAGAAGCACAAGCGAACGCGGCCACUCCAUCGCCGAGAACCGUCCAUAACCCGCAGGUGGUCGUCCCGCAGCAGCCGCUCAGCGCACCAAUUCCAACAUUCGAUGGCAAUUACUCUGGGUGGCCUAAAUUCAAAGCUGUCUUUCAGGGUUUGAUGGCUCACUCGGGGGAUACAGACGCCAUAAAACUGUAUCACCUCGAUAAGGCGCUCAUCGGAGAUGCAGCUGGUGUUUUGAAUACCAAGAUCCUUAGUGAAGGGAACUAUCAACAAGCUUGGGACAUUUUGGAGGAUCAUUACGAAAACAAGCGGGUUCUCGUAGAAACCCACAUCCGUGGUCUGUUUUCACUACGAGAGAUGUCAUCGGAGGUUCUCACCGCAAUCACCAGUGCUCGGCCUUGUCCAACCUUACUCCUGCCCAAAAGAAUGAGAAGAUACGAACUGCUGGAGUCUACUUCAACUGCUUGCGCAAAGGGCAUCGAUCCAAGGACUGCCCUUCCAACAAAUCGUGCCACAAGUGUCAAGCCGACACCACACGUUGCUCCAUGAUGAUGGGGCACCUCGCCAUGAGAAGAAGUCCAACGUUUCCGCGGAAGCAGUGGCAAGCCCGCCUCUGGUUCCGGCUGCUCCGAAUUAACAGAUGUCGGUGCAGACGAUUCCUGCCCCAGUGGAUCUACCAGUGUCAACAACCUGUUCGUCGAAUGUUGUCUCAUUUCCCAAGACGGUACUGUUGCUGACCGCAGUGGUACAUGUCUUGGAUAAAGAUAACCAGCCAUAUCCGUGCCGGGUACUUUUGGACAGCGACUCCCAAGUCAACUUUGUAACCGAAGAGAUGGUUAACCGCCUUGGCCUUCCAAAGAAACCAGCCAACGUUCCGAUCGUGGGAAUCAACGCCCUACGGUCCCUCGCCCGCGACAAGGUGGUGGUCAAGUUCCAGUCCCGUGUAUCCAAUUUCCACGCAAGCCUCGAGUGUCUGGUUACCCCGAGAGUGACCGGCACGAUUACUACAUCGAGAAUAGACAUCACCAAAUGGACGAUCCCUGAAGGGGUAAUCCUAGCUGAUCCCAAGUUCCACAGUCCGGAUAAGGUGGACUUGCUGAUCGGUGGGGAGUUAUUCUUCGAUAUCCUGAAACCUGGUCAGCUGAGCCUAGCCGAAGGUCUUCCACAAUUGCGAGACACUUAUCUGGGGUGGAUCGUAGCAGGUGCCAUCAAUGAUCAGCUCGUGUCAAACGUGUCGCUCCAAUCCAACACAGCCGUUGAAGACAUUGAGCAAAGGAUGCACCGGUUCUGGCAAGUCGAGGAGGUGCCGGACGUUCCCAAGCUGUCGACCGAGGAAGCAGCACGCGAAGCCCAUUUCCUUUCCGAACGUGACGAAACUGGAAGAUUCAUCGUGAAACUGCCGUUCAAGGACAAUCUUCUCCAAUUGGAUAACUGUCACAGUCUAGCUUUGAAAAGAUUCCUGAUGUUGGAGAAGCGAUUAAUCCGCAAUCCCGAGCUGCAGACUCAGUACAUGAACUUCAUCCGGGAGUACGAAGCUCUCGGCCACUGCACCGAGAUCAACGAGUCUGAAGAUCCACCCAACAAACAAACCUACUAUUUGCCGCAUCAUGCAGUGUUACGUCCGUCCAGCUCGAGCACGAAAUGUCGAGUCGUGUUCGACGCAAAACGAUCUGCACCAUAUCGCGCUACGGUUCCGAAAAUUCAAGGUUGCCAUCACCGGAGACAUCUCUAAAAUGUACCGUCAAAUACUCAAAGCCCUGUUGGAUCGUAGUUUCCUUCGAAUCUUUUGGAGAGAGCACCCAUCGUUACCCCUACAAGUCCUGGAACUCUGUACCGUUACGUUUACUCUGGGAUCCAUCUGAAGACUCGAUACUCAUAGCCUAUCGUCCAAACCCAACAUUGCAUCCGCAACGGCCUACGAAAAGAACGAUGUACUCCGAGAUCGCCAGGUUUUUUGACUGGGACUGGUUUCACCGGUCAUUGUUUUGGCGAAGCUUCUAGCGCAGAAAUUGUGGCAGCUUAAGUCCGGGUGGGACGACCCGGUUGACGAAGACAUCGCACAGCAGUGGCGACAACUCCAAGAUUCCUUGUCGCAUCUUCACGAGAUCGAGAUCCCAAGGCGCGUGACGAUGGACAAAGUGGUCGCCUACGAGCUGCACGGCUUUUCUGAUGCCUCCAACAAGGCCUAUGGAGCCUGCAUCUUUUUGGCGAUGGCUCGGCGAAGCUUCGUCUCCUCACCAGCAAAUCGAAACUGGCUCCCCUAAAAGAGCUGUCCAUCCCACGAAAGGAACUGUGCGCCCCUCUCCUACUAACCCGGUUAGUACAGAAGGUGUUACCAGCCCUGGAACACUUUCCGUGAAAUAUUCCUGUGGUGCGACAGUACGGUAGUCCUCGCUUGGAUUAAGAAACCUCUCAACCAGCUACAGUUGUUUGUACGGAAUCGAAUCGCAAUUAUACAAGAGCACACCAGGAAGUACCGGUGGGAGUAUGUCCGGUCCCAACAGAACCCAGCAGACAUCGUAUCCCAAGGUCAACUAGUUGAAUCCCUGAAGCACAACAGCCUUUGGUGGAAUGGGCCCGAAUUCCUGCAAAGAGUUGAGUACACUGAAGUCUUUUUUUACACGGUUUUUUACGCGGUUUUUUUUACACGGUUUUUCGCGAUUUACACGGUACGUUUUUAAAGAUUUCUCGACAACGAUACAACCUAUCGACUUGAUUCCAAUCACAUUAUCCGUUUCAAGCUAUAGGUAAUCGAAUGACAUACUAAGAAAAAAAAAUCACAAUUUUUGGUGUAAAUACAGAAAUUUUUAAAAUAUGUCUUUAUGGACCAUAGCAUGCUAUA